UCACGAUCUGAGCUUCUCCCCAGACGAUAUCUUCAAGUUAAUCGAUCUAUUCUUUGCCGGUUAUCCGUACAAAGCUCAGACCUUUCGGCGCCGUGAAACAUGGGGUUCGGCGUCGGCCACCGAAACCGAGAUCCUCAACCCCGCGAAUACGAUGCAGAUCUUGUAUGUAAUUGGAACCAAGUGGGCUUGAUUUAUGCGGGGAUAGCUACCUCCGGCUGGUCACCGCGAGAUGAGAUGCAACGGUCCUCUCGCCUCGCUUAAUUUUUUCUAUUUCUUGGCCCUUCUCCUCCUUUGCCAGAGUUUUCACUGACUUUUGCCAAGGGAUAUCCUCAAGAUUUGAGGCGGCUUCAUUAAGAUGGCGGCGCGAAACGACUUUGAUAGCAAUCCCGAGAUGGCUGGUGAUGAGAAGAACUCCCAUUCUCGGCUAGAGAGCACCACGGCAAUUGAUCCAGCUCUUGAGAAGAAGCUGGUGCGCAAGCAAGAUGUUCGCAUCAUUCCCUUGGCUGCGGGUAUCUACUUGCUCUGCUAUCUAGACCGUUCCAACAUUGGUAACGCCAAGGUUCUCAACCAUACGACCGGUCAUGAUCUUCUCACGGAAACAAACAUGACCAACUAUGACUUUACCAUUGCACUCAUGGUAUUCCUCAUUGCAUAUGCUCUCUUCGAAGUUCCGUCCAACUACUUCCUCAAGAAGAUGAAGCCGAGCAGAUGGAUUGCGUUCCUCAUGUUUGCAUGGGGCACUAUCACGAUCUGUCUUGGUGCAGCUCACAGUUAUGCUGUUGUCACGGUUCUGCGAUUCCUUCUGGGUGUCUUUGAGGCCGGCUUGUUCCCUGGUCUAGUAUACUAUCUGACUUUCUGGUACAAGCCUGAAGAGCGCUCGGUUCGAGUUGCAACUAUCUUGGCAUCUGCUACUCUGGCUGGAGCUUUUGGCGGCGCCAUCGCUUAUGGAGUUGGCCAUAUGAACCAGGUACAUGGGCUUUCCGGCUGGCGAUGGCUCUUCAUCCUCGAGGGUAUCCCCUCCGUGAUCUCGUCAGCUUUCGUCUGGUUCGGACUCCCAGAUUUCCCCGAGUCAGCCAGCUGGCUCUCUGCAGAAGAAAAGGACAUUGCAGCAUAUAGACUUUCUGAGCAGGGAUCACAUGGUGACAGCAAAUCCAUGACAUGGGAGGAUGCGAAGUCAACUUUGCUAGAAUGGCGCCUCUGGUGCCAUUACCUGAUCUACUUCGGCAUUUCAGCCCCAUUCUCCAGUCUGUCGCUCUUCACGCCUUCAAUCACAGCCGGCCUCGGUUUUGCGGAUCUUAGAGCCCAGUUGAUGACCGUGCCUCCCUACGCAGCUGCCUACGUCGUUACACUGCUUGUUUCAUGGUUAGCAGACCGACACAAUGCCCGUGCUCUUCACUCUGCUGUAUUCUCCUUGAUAGGUGCUGUCGGCUUCAUUGCCUCUGCAACUCUUCCAGCCGAUUCUUAUAGUCCUCGUUAUGGUUGUCUGAUCGUGGCGGCGUGCGGAUCCUUCGCCUGUAUCCCACCUCUCCUGGGCUGGCUGUCGUCCAACCUUCACUCCACGGCGGCCAUCGGCUUGGCUAUUGCGCUCAACAUUUCCAUGGGAGCUCCUGGUCAAAUUGUUGGUGUCUGGAUCUACAAGGCAAGUGAAGCCAAGAAGGGCUAUCCCACCGGGCACUGGGUAAAUGCCGGUCUACUGUUGUUCGUGAGCGUUGGCUGCCUCGCCAUGCAUGGGUACUAUGUCUGGAGAAACAGACGGGCUGCUGGUACUGACCAGCCUCGCUUCAAGUACUGAUGAAACAGUAGAAUGAGAACUAAGUGUUGGCGGAUGAGAAGAUCAAGACGGAUGGAGCUGUAGGGUUUACGACUUCUAUUUUCAUGAUUCGAUAUAUAGCAAUUGCACGUUGUACAGCCUUUAUAAUCUGAGCGAGAUUCCUCUUGAUAAUACUAUUGCUUUAUACAGAGCUUGAAAAUUUAUUUAAUGAGCUGAGGUCAUGCUGGGACAACUCACUCUCCACGGAAGGGAGUCGUCCUAGAGAGGAACAGACGAUCCAGCCUCUUCCAACAUCUCGGCCAGUCGCAACGAACCUUGAUAGAUCUUCUUUCCUUCUCUGGUCUGUUCGCCUGCAUGUUCUCGGUUCCAGUCCAUGAUGACCGAGACAACCCCUUCCAGUGUCGUGAAAAGUCCUUUGUACCCUAGUCCGCCCUCAGAGAUAGGCUGCCUAGCCUCAGUAUCAGAUGCUACCAAAUGAGUGCAUAUUGUGAUGAGCCCGGGCUGAACUGUUCUGAGAUCACCUUUGACCUCUGGGAGUAUUCCUUUGAGGAAUGGGAGGCGAUGAGGAAGUAGGAUGAACCAUUCGACGAUAUGGGUCAUCAAAAGGAUGAUCAAAGGCGGCACGAUAACAUUUCGAAAGGGGUGAAUAGAUAAGACUUCCACGGCAGUAUAAACGUCUCCGAAAGUGAUUGGUGGACCAACAUCUGUGACCACGAACGGCUUACCAGCUUGGGUGCAAUUUUCUUUCGCUAGUGCAGCUUCAUGAUAUAAAUGCGCGACAGCUACGUUAGCGCCAUGAACGAAAUUCUGUACGAUGUGCGGGACCCAGCUAU
Molecule: messenger RNA, 2604 nt
Organism: Fusarium odoratissimum NRRL 54006
Lineage: Eukaryota; Fungi; Ascomycota; Sordariomycetes; Hypocreales; Nectriaceae
Exons: 6
Coding region: 356-1792 (478 amino acids)
Biological process (GO): transmembrane transport
Cellular component (GO): membrane
Molecular function (GO): transmembrane transporter activity
Source: RefSeq, a predicted model, not a curated record